CUUCUACUUUCCUCUUUCCUUUUUAGGGAUUUCACUUUCCUCUUCUCUCUCUCUCUUUCUCUCUGCCUAACCUCGAAUUCUCUCGAUCGCUCUUCACCAUGGAUCUACGAUCUUCUGGUGCUUCUUGAAGUUUUUUGAUCUCUUCUUUUUAGGGAUUUUUACUUCUUCUGAUUUUCCGGUUGUUUGUCGUUUGGGAUUUCGUGGAGCUUUACUUGCAGCUUGGAGAUUGGACUUGUUUGAAUUGCUCUUUUGUGAUGGAGGAUACACGGUCAGUUGCUUCGCUCAUGGACUCUACAUCAUCUAAGAUUCAGCAGCUUCAGAAGGCGUUUGCUGAACUUGAAAGUCAGCGUGCUGUAACGCUUAAUCUGAAGUGGAAGGAACUUGAGGAGCAUUUUCAUGGGCUUGAGAGGUCUUUGAAGAGACGGUUUCAUGAGCUUGAAGAUCAAGAAAAAGAGUAUGAAACCAAAACAAGGAAAGCUCAAGAACUGUUGGAGAAAAAGAAGGCAGCUGUUGAGGCUAAGGAGAAGGCGUCGCUUGAAAGGCUUCAGAAGAAGAGAGAUGCAGCUAUGUUUACUAUAAACAGUGCUUUAGAUAAGUACAAUAACGCUCCCAUCAGUAAACCUUCUGUUGGUGAACGUUGGCCACAAAAUCCUUUGGGGGAUUCAUCCAAUGCCUUUGCUGCUGAUGGUAUUACCGAUGAUAAUCCGGAUGGAACUGUGCAAGAUGUUCAGAUCUCACCUGUGAUGGGGAAUUUUGAGGUGAAGGCUUAUCCACAGUUACUGAAACUGUGCGGGGAUAUGGACUCAGCAGGGCUCCAUAAGUUUGUAUCAGAUAACCGCAAGAACCUUGCAUCACUAAAGGAGGAGAUUCCUAUGGCGUUCAGGGCUGCAGCAAACCCAGCCAGCUUAGUGUUGGACUCUUUGGAAGGGUUUUACCCCAUGGAGGCACCAACCGCUGAUGGAAAGAAAGACGCUAACCUCUUGGGCAUGCGCAGGACCUGUAUCAUGUUGAUGGAGUGCCUUAGCAUACUGUUAUCUGGUCUGGACCCCAACUCCCUUGCUGCUGUUCUCUCACAGAAUGUUAAGCGUAGAGCCAAAAGUAUUGCAGAAGGAUGGAAUCCACUGCUGGAGUCUCUUGACAUGGAUGCUUGCAAUGGUAAUUCUUUGGAGGCUCAUGCAUUCCUGCAACUGCUGGCCACUUUUGCUAUUGUUGGUGACUUUAAAGAAGAUGAACUCUUAAAGCUGAUCCCCAUGGUUUCACGUCGCCGUCAAGCAGCGGAGCUCUGCCGUUCACUUGGAUUAGCUGAAAAAAUGCCUGGUGUGAUUGAAGUUCUCGUGAACAGUGGAAAACAGAUUGAUGCGGUUAAUUUGGCAUUUGCGUUUGAACUCACAGAACAGUUCUCACCUGUCUCAUUACUGAAAUCUUACUUGACUGAGGCAAGGAGAUCUUCCACCCAAGGCAGACCUGGCAAUGCAUCUCCUGCUGUUCAGGAUGAGUUCAAUGAGCGAGAGCUUACAGGGCUCAAAACCGUGAUAAAGUGUAUUGAAGAGCAUAACCUGGAAGAGCAGUACCCAGCUGAGCCACUUCACAAACGGAUUCUCCAGCUCGAGAAAGCCAAAGCAGACAAAAAGAGAGCAACAGAACCCACAAAACCUCAACCAAAACGACCACGUGGUGCUCAACCCCGAGUCCCCGACAACAACAACAACAACAACAACAUCAAGACAGGAUACGGUAGAGUCAUCCCUGAAAGGUAUCCACAGUAUGUGUAUGACAACAGACCAUUCCUUAGCGGUCCAAUCAUGGCAGCACAAGCUCCACCACCUCCUCCUCCUCAGACUUACACGUUCAGUCCCGCUCCUGCACACGGGAACUUCUACGGAAACUGCUAUCAGUACCAGGCACCUCCUCCUGCUUACUUCCACUAGUGAUAAAAAAAGGUGAAUGGUGAAAUGUGACUGUGACUCUGUGACUCCCCCUUUGGUUGUUAACUUGUGGCAGCUCUUUUUAACUCCUCUCUCCUUUUAGUUCUUUCCCUUUUGAUGUUGUUGUUGUGUACGGAUGAUUUUAGUAUUUUUAAGGAUCAACCCUACUCAAAACAAAUAUACUCAGAUUUUCUAU
This is a messenger RNA of Arabidopsis arenosa, 2121 nucleotides long. The record is from the annotation of a GenBank genome assembly. Lineage: Eukaryota; Viridiplantae; Streptophyta; Magnoliopsida; Brassicales; Brassicaceae.